Eruca vesicaria subsp. sativa (arugula) is the source of this 1253-nucleotide messenger RNA. NCBI's taxonomy places the organism in Eukaryota, Viridiplantae, Streptophyta, Magnoliopsida, Brassicales, Brassicaceae. The record is from the annotation of a GenBank genome assembly.
GAGAAAUAUAGGGUGGAAAAGAGAACACAUAUUCUAACUCAUUCUUGUUCUUAUCCUUACAAGACUAAGUAAUGGGGAACCUUUUGGGCUGCGUGCUGGUGAAGCAAUCAGAUGUGGCAAUCAAGGAGAGAUUUGGCAAGUUUCAAAAAGUUCUUGAUCCAGGUCUCCAGUUUGUGCCCUGGAUCAUAGGGGAUUAUGUUGCCGGUCACCUCACCCUCCGUCUCCAGCAACUCGAUGUCCAGUGUGAAACCAAGACAAAGGACAAUGUGUUUGUGACAGUGGUUGCAUCCAUACAAUACAGAGUUUUAGUUGACAAGGCAAGUGAUGCUUUCUACAGACUUAGCAACCCAACUUCCCAAAUCAAAGCCUAUGUCUUUGAUGUGAUCAGAGCAUGUGUACCAAAGCUGAACUUGGACGAUGUGUUCGAGCAGAAGAAUGAAAUCGCCAAAUCCGUGGAAGAAGAGCUUGACAAAGCCAUGACUGCUUACGGUUAUGAGAUCCUUCAAACCCUUAUCAUCGAUAUCGAGCCUGAUCAACAGGUUAAACGCGCCAUGAACGAAAUCAACGCUGCGGCGAGGAUGAGAGUGGCGGCGAACGAGAAAGCAGAGGCGGAGAAAAUCAUUCAGAUAAAGAGAGCUGAAGGUGAAGCUGAGUCCAAGUACCUAUCUGGACUAGGUAUCGCUCGUCAGAGACAAGCUAUCGUGGACGGUCUGAGAGACAGUGUACUAGGGUUCGCUGGAAACGUGCCUGGGACGUCAGCAAAGGAUGUGUUGGACAUGGUGAUGAUGACUCAGUACUUUGACACGAUGAGAGACAUCGGAGCUCACUCCAAAUCUUCGUCCGUGUUUAUCCCUCACGGUCCUGGCGCCGUCGCUGACGUGGCAACACAGAUUCGUAAUGGGUUACUCCAGGCCCACCAGACCAAUGCUUAAUCAGUUAAGAGUCAACUCUCUAAAAGUCGUCUCCAAUAAUAUAGUAUAUAUUUUUAUUGUGAUUGUGAUUUUAUAUUUUUUUUUCCAGAUUCAAUAAUUGUCUUUUGCGUUUUUUGGGUCUUGGUCUGUCUGUUUUUUGGGUCUUGGUCUGUCUUUGUGAUUUUGUAAUUAUAUUGCCAAUUAAGUUUGUAUAAAAGUUAAAAGAUGUGAUUUUGUUUCGAUGAGAAAAGAAAAAUCUCUCACAGUAUUUGGUUGUCAAUCGAAAUAAUAUACGUGUGUUAUUGUAUGGCCCAGCUACAUGUACAUAGUUUUCUGUUGGCC